GACGAGGACCCGGAGAAGGAGACUGACGUUCAGUUCGAGCCCGUCGUCCACCUCACCGAGAAGGUCGACACCAAGACCAACGAGGAGCUCGAGGAGCAGACCUUCAAGAUGCGCGCCAAGCUCUUCAAGUUCGAUCGCGAGUCCCGGGAGUGGAAGGAGAGGGGCACCGGCGACGUCAGGUUAUUGAAGCACAAGGAGAACGGAAAGACUCGCCUCGUCAUGCGACGGGACAAGACCCUCAAGGUCUGCGCCAACCACUACGUCGUCCCCGACAUGAAGCUCUCCCCCAACGUCGGCAGCGACCGCAGCUGGGUAUGGAACGCCGCCGCCGACGUCAGCGAGGGCGAGCCCGAGGCCCAGACCCUCGCCAUCCGUUUCGCCAACAGCGAGAACGCCAACCUCUUCAAGGAAGCCUUCAUCAAGGCCCAGCAAGAGAACGAGGCUCUCUUCAAGGCCGGAGAGGUUUAA
Molecule: messenger RNA, 468 nt
Organism: Aaosphaeria arxii CBS 175.79
Lineage: Eukaryota; Fungi; Ascomycota; Dothideomycetes; Pleosporales
Exons: 3
Biological process (GO): nucleocytoplasmic transport
Cellular component (GO): nuclear pore; cytoplasm
Molecular function (GO): GTPase activator activity
Source: RefSeq, a predicted model, not a curated record